This is a messenger RNA of Apiotrichum porosum, 1584 nucleotides long. RefSeq lists its product as uncharacterized. The record is from RefSeq and is a predicted model, not a curated record. NCBI's taxonomy places the organism in Eukaryota, Fungi, Basidiomycota, Tremellomycetes, Trichosporonales, Trichosporonaceae. The transcript is spliced from 2 exons. Bases 1 to 1584 code for a protein of 527 amino acids.
AUGGCAAACUUCACGGAGAAGCCAGAGGGUUACGAGGUUAUCGACACGGUCGAAGCACGCGAGAAGUCGGUUAGCGACUCUACGAUCCAGCCUGAGGACUCUCAGGUCGGUGAAAAGGAGGCCGCGAUGCCUUCGCGCGAGCCCACUGCCGAUAUCGAUGACGACGCUGCCGCUGCGGCACUUGCUGCUGUUCACAUUUCUUCCCGCGAGUCGUCACCUGAGAUGGAGGCACAUGUCGAGGAGACCGAGCCCGGAGCUCGUUUUGUUCGCGUCGUUUACUUCAAGGGAGGCCGUCGCCACGGUCGUCGUUCGCACCCGCGUGACCACUUCCAAGGCCCUCCUCCUCACCACCCUCACCACGGAGGCCGUCACCAUCGUGGCGGACCUCCCCCUCCCCCUCCCCCUCCGGGUUUCUCGCCCGAGGACCUGCCCCACGCUCCCCCUCACGGCCCUCACGGCAAGCAUGGAAAGCACGGCGGCAAGCACAGCCACGGCGACAAGGAACGCAAGCGGGGAGGCAGCCCCCCUCCUUGGGCCGGCAUGAAGUUUAACUGUCACGAUUGUCACUGCCACAACCGCGCCGACAAGGACCAGUCGACUAGCGAGAGCGAGUCUGAAGAGUUCUGCGACCCUCGCUUCUGCUUUGCCGGACCCCGCCCUCGCCACUGCGGCAGGGGAGCUCCAUUCGGCAGGGGUGGACCGCACGCCGGCGGCUUCCCCUUCCAGCACCCCGCGAUGUGGACUGGCUUCGACCGCCCUCCUCCUCCCCCCUUCGGUCUAUUCGGCGGCCCCGGCAAGUUUGGCCACGGACGCAAGCACCACAAGCACCACGGCAGGGGCAAGGGCGACAAGUUCCGUCACUUCCCCUACGGCUUGCCCGUCGAGAUUGAGAUUCCCGAGGGUGUCGACCCCAACGACAUUGACUUUGCCGCCGAGUUCGCCCGCCUCAAGAAGGACCACAAGACUGCUCGCAAGGCCGCCAAGGCCGCUUAUCGCGAGCACUUCAAGGCCGACAAGAGGGAGCGCAAGCGCCACCACAAGCACGGCAAGAAGGGCAAGGGCAAGGAGACUUCCUCGUCGUCCUCUUCUUCAUCGUCCUCUUCGUCCGAGUCCGAGUCCGACGAACCCCAGUUCCGCGGGGACUACCCUUUCCACGGUCGUCACCAUGGACGACACGGCGCUGCUCCCUUCGCCGGUCCAUUCGAUGGACCUUGCGGCAGCCACUUCGGCAAGUUUGGGCCUCAGUCCUUUGAGACUGCGGGCCCCUCCGACCACCCGUUCGCCCGUGUAUUCCACCACGGCAGCAUGCGCGGCGGUCGCCACCACGCAUUCGGUGGUCGCGGAGGACACCAUGGUCGUGGGCCCCGCCCCGACUUUGAGCGUCCCGAGCGCCCCGAGUUUGCGUUCUUCAGUGGCGCGGGUGAGCAAGACUUCACCCCGCACUUUGGUCAUGGAUUUGGAGGUCGUCGUGGGCACCACCACGAGUUUUUCGGCGCUGGCACCGACACUGAGACGCGCCAGUUCGACAGGCGAGGCCACCACCACGGUCAUGGCCACGGGGAACGUCGCGGUGAGCGCCAGUAG